Molecule: messenger RNA, 3303 nt
Organism: Merops nubicus (carmine bee-eater)
Lineage: Eukaryota; Metazoa; Chordata; Aves; Coraciiformes; Meropidae
Gene: ATF7IP
Product: activating transcription factor 7 interacting protein
Exons: 14
Coding region: 1-3303 (1100 amino acids)
Biological process (GO): regulation of DNA-templated transcription
Cellular component (GO): transcription regulator complex; nucleus
Molecular function (GO): protein binding; transcription coregulator activity
Source: RefSeq, a predicted model, not a curated record
AUGGAUAGCACAGAAGAAACACAGAAAAAAGUCUUUAAAGCACGAAAAACCAUGAGAGCAAGUGAUCGACAGCAACUUGAAGCUGUCUGUAAGGUUAAGGAGGAGCUGUUGAAGGCAGCUGAAGUUAAACUGCUAAACGGUAAGCAUGAGAAUGGAGAUUCUGAUUUGAAUUCCCCUUCAAGCAAUACCGACUGUACGGAGGAAAAGAAGGAAGUUAAUGGCCUAGUGGACUUGUGUGUUAACUCUGAAGAAGGAAGAACAGCUUCUGAUGAAAUCAGUGAAGCCAAAAGCCCUGAAAGUAAAGCAGUCAAUGACAUAGAACCCAAACCUGUGACUGUGUCCCCAGAGAACGUUACUCCUGAGCAAGAUAAAGAUACUGGUACUGCUUUAGCUUGUGAGAUUGAAAAUGAAGUGCAGGGUAGCAAUAAAGAUAACUUCCAUGAAGAAAAUAAUAAAGAAGAUCAUUUGGACCAAAGAGAGAGUAAUGUCCCAUCAGAAGGUGCAAGUAAAUCAGUUUGUGAGACUAGUGACCCUUCUGAAGAGAAGGGAGAAACAGAGGACUUAACUAUUAAUUCUGAUUCAUCUAGUGAUGGAAAGAGGACUGCAGCAGUAAGUGCCGAAGAUGCUGUUGGAGAAGAAGCCAUCUCCAGCAGUGUGGAAACUGAUGAGGAACCAAAGGACAAGCGAGACAGCACCACAGGUUUGUCAGAAACCACUGAACAGAAGGCAACAGAUGAGCCAAGUGAGAGCAUCUUGGGCAAUGCUGACUGCAUGGAAACGGAUGAAAUUAUUCCAAUUUUGGAAAAACUAGCUCCUGCUGAAGAUGAACUGAGCUGUUUUUCUAAAAGUUCUCUGCUUCCAGUGGAUGACACAAUCACAGAUUUAGAGGAGAAAAUAGACAGCUGCUUGAGUUCACCAUCCAAGCAGGAAAGCAACGAAAGUCUGCCGAGAGAGGCGUUCUUGGUGCUGUCUGAUGAAGAGGAUCCCUGUGAUGAGAAGGAGCAUUCUGAGGUGAUACCACCAAACGAGGCAAGUCUUCCAGAAGAGGUGGAAGAGGAGAGAGGAAAGGAAAAUUAUGAAGAUAAAGAAGUCGUCGCCCACAAAGAGCACGAGAAACCCGCAGAGAUAAGUGAAACAUGGAGGAGAAAACGUUCCAAAUCUGAGGACAUGGACAGUGUUCAUCCAAAACGCUGUCGGUACAUGGAAGAAGAUUAUGAGGCAGAACUGCAAGUAAAAAUUACAGCCAGAAAGGAUGUUGACCAAAAAAUACAAAAGAUUAUCCAGAAAUUGUUAGAAGAAAAACUUACUGCUUUACAGUGUGCUCUAUUUGACAAGACUCUGGCAGACUUGAAAGCACGAAUAGAGAGAGUAGAAUGUAACAAGAGGCAUAAAACUGUGCUUACUGAACUGAAGGCUAAAAUUGCUAGAUUGACAAGGCGGUUUGGAGCAGCCAGGGAGGACUUGAAGAAAAGACAGGAAAGUUGCCCAAAUGCACCUCCCUCUCCAGCAAAAGCAGCAGGUGACACUGUGAGCACGAGCAGCGUGCCGUACCGAAAUGCUGGCACAGUGAGGCAAAUACUGGAGUCAAAGAGGAAUGUAGCAGAGAACACACCAGCAACUUUUCAAGCUCCUGUGACUGCAAUGCCAGCUUCCAGUCUUGCUGCUCCUCCAACAGUUGUCAGUGCACAGCCUAAGCCUCAGACUCCAGUGACCUCCACCAGCAACUUGACGACAGCAGUUCUUCCCGCGGCGAACGCGGCGGCGGUGGUGGGCGCUGGCCAGGUGCCCGGCGGCAGUGCCCAGUCGGUGUCUGUCUCACUGCAGUCCUUGCCCGUCAUUUUGCACGUCCCCGUUGCGGUGUCGUCCCAGCCCCAGCUCCUGCAAGGUCACACGGGGACUUUGGUCGCUACCCAGCAGUCGGGCAACGUUGAGUUUAUAUCUGUACAGAGCUCGUCUACGAUCGGCAGCCUUACCAAAACUGCAGUGUCCUUGGCAUCAGCCAACCCAGCUAAACCAAAUAACAACCCCGCUGUGCCCGCUGCCGGCGUGCAGAGGAACUCUCCAGCCAGUGCUGCAUCCGUGGGCACGGCGUUGUCAGUACAGGCUGUUUCUGCUGCACAUCCUGUUGCCCAGACCACAAGGACUCCUUUGCCCACAGUGGGUACUCCAGGACUUUAUAAUGCUGCCAGCAGUCGAGCUCCCCUGCAGAUGAAGGUUCCCAUCUCUGCCUUUAACAGUACAGCACCUGUUGAACCACCCACCAUUACAGCACCCAAAGUUGAAAACCAGACAAACAAGCCACCAACAGAUGCUUCGGCAAACAAGCGAGCUGCUGAGGGAGCAACACAGAGCGGGAAGGUCACAGGCAGUGAGUCAGGAGGUGUCAUUGAUCUUACACUGGAUGAAGAGGAUGAUGGCUCUUCUCAAGCAGAUGGCAAGAAGCAGAACCAGACACCUGUUACAGGAUUGAGCAUAUCCACCCAGCCCCUGGCUCGACCUGCGCAGCCCCCGCAGCCCAGCCCCGUGCAGCAGACAGGUGUGCCAACAAGUGGACCUUCCCAGACCACCUUACAUGUGCUACCUGCAGCUCCGACAACAGUGAGUGUAACUCACCGGCCAGUGACUCAGGCUGCUCCAAAACUUCCCAUACCCAGAACUCCUACUAACCAUCAGGUGGUCUAUACCACUCUUCCUGCAGCACCAGCUCAGAAUCCUGUAAGAGGAGCUCUCAUGCCAAGCCCAGGUCUGAGGCCAGUCAACCCGCAGGCUGGAGGUAUGACAGUACGAAUGCCUCAGACAACCACGUAUGUUGUGAACAAUGGACUGACUCUUGGAUCUGGAGCACCCCAGCUUACAGUGCAUCACAGACCACCACAAAUGAAUGCUGAGCCCCCACGCCCCGUGCAUCCCGCCCCGCUCCCGGAGGCACCGCAGCCGCCGCGGCUGCCCCCUGAAGCCGCCAACACCUCCCUGCCGCAGAAGCCGCAGCUGAAGCUGGCCCGGGUGCAGAGUCAGAACGGCAUCGUGCUGUCGUGGAGCGUCAUGGAGGUGGACCGGAGCUGCGCCACGGUGGACAGUUACCACCUCUAUGCCUACCACGAGGACCCCAGCGCCACCAUGCCCUCGCAGUGGAAGAAGAUCGGGGAGGUGAAGGCCCUGCCGCUGCCCAUGGCCUGCACCCUCACCCAGUUCGUCUCUGGGAGCAAGUACUACUUUGCCGUACGGGCUAAGGACAUCUAUGGACGAUUUGGACCCUUCUGUGACCCCCAGUCCACAGAUGUGAUCUCAUCCCAGAACAGUUAA